AUGCCGUCGCUACACGCACUGCGUCUGGCUGCGAGUCUGGUCGUCGUGCUUUGUGCGCUCGUCCCUCUGUGUUGGGGGCAUGCGGUGCGCAGCCAGACGCGCGACUACGGCCGCUUCUCGCCCUCGUCCGUCAAGGCAACCGCUGCGCUAUCGGAUCCUUCCAAACUGCUCGAUGCGCGCAAUCCCCAAUCGCUGCUAUCUCGCAUCCUCAUCCCGCGCCCCGCCGACACGGACAACAGCCGCAAGGUGCGCGAGGCGAUUUUGGACGUCUUCCGGCACGACCUCAGCUCGAGCGCCUCUACCACCAUGGACUGGGGGAAGUCAGGAAAGCUCGGCUGGCACGUUGAGCAGCAUUCCUUCGUCACGGACACGCCCGAGGGCCGGAAGAACAUGACGAAUCUGAUCGUGACCAAGAACCCGGCGGCGCCACGCAAGCUGGUGGUGGCGGCGCACUAUGACUCCAAGUACUUUUCGGCGGCGUCGGGGAUGGCCGAGUUUGUGGGGGCGACGGAUAGCGCUGCGCCGUGUGCGAUGAUGGUCGACCUGGCGGUGGCGUUGGAUGAUGCGCUCGACGCACGAGAGCGCAAGCUGCACGCUCAGGAGCAGGAAAUGCAGAGUGUGGCGCAGGAGACAACUUUGCAGCUCGUGUUUUUCGACGGCGAAGAGGCGUAUCGCACCUGGACGCACACCGACUCGAUCUACGGCUCGCGCGCGCUUGCUCAGCAUUGGACGUCCACCUUUUGGGACGCCACCCGAUUCGACGCGACUCGAGGCGCAGCCAACGCGUUGGGGAAACGAAGGGCGCGUAGUGCGUAUGGGCCGAUCGAGCAUAUCAACACGAUCGAGCACAUGGUGUUGCUCGACCUGCUCGGCGCCGCCGAUCCUUCGGUACCUUCGUAUUUCGACAGCACGCAGUGGAUGCACGGCGCCAUGGCCGAUGCCGAAACACGCCUUCGGGACGCCGGCGUACUUUGGCCCGCAGGCCACUCGGGUGCACGCUCGUUCUUCUCGCACCACAAGCCAUGGGGCGGGAUCGAAGACGACCAUCUCCCAUUCCUGCAUGCUGGCGUACCGAUUCUGCACAUCAUCCCCUCGCCGUUUCCGUCGGUGUGGCACAAGAUGGCAGACGAUGCGCGUGCGCUCGACUAUGCCACCAUGCAUGCGUGGUGCAUGAUCCUCCGCCUCGCAGUCGCCGAGUACCUCGACCUCGACAUAUCCCCCCCGGGCAAGCGUAAGCGUGAGUACAAGGCCGAGCUUGCAAUCUCGAAAUCUCCCACGUAG
Moesziomyces antarcticus is the source of this 1281-nucleotide messenger RNA. RefSeq names its product glutaminyl-peptide cyclotransferase-like protein. The record is from RefSeq and is a predicted model, not a curated record. Bases 1 to 1281 code for a protein of 426 amino acids. Lineage: Eukaryota; Fungi; Basidiomycota; Ustilaginomycetes; Ustilaginales; Ustilaginaceae. Gene Ontology annotation, molecular function: glutaminyl-peptide cyclotransferase activity; zinc ion binding. The transcript is spliced from 2 exons.